AUUUUUUAAGACGGCACUGCUGUUAACAGACCCAGAAGGACUCACUUAGGUUCUUCAAUGUAUAUUCCUCAGACUGCUGGUCCUCUGCAGCUUCCUCAGCUCGUUAACAAGUUCCUCAACAACGAGGAGAUGCUGCCUUACAGUUUCUAUGUAUCAGACGAAGAGCUUCUUGUACCUGUUGGAACUUACUUGGAGAAAAACAAAAUGUCUGUGGAGAAGGUUUUGUCUACAGUCUAUCAACAACAAGCUGUGUUCCGUAUUCGUCCGGUUAACCGUUGCUCACAAACUAUUGCUGGUCACGCGGAAGCUGUUCUUUGUGUUUCGUUUAGUCCUGUCGGUAAGCAGUUAGCAAGGGCUCAGGUGAUACUACUGUCCGGCUUUUGCGAUCUCAACACUGAAACUCCCUUGUUUACUUGCAAAGGACACAAGAAUUGGGUUCUCUCAAUUGCUUGGUCUCCGGAUGGUAAGCAUCUCGUGAGUGGUAGUAAAUCAGGUGAACUCUGUUGUUGGAAUCCUAAGAAAGGAGAACUAGACGGCAAUCCUCUCACAUGAAUGUACCGUAUAUGUUUUGGUUUCUCACUAAAUUAAUUACCUUUUUUUUUUCUUAGGGUCACAAGAAAUGGAUCACUGGUAUCUCGUGGGAACCAGUCCACCUUAGUUCUCCAUGCCGUCGAUUUGUGACUUCUAGCAAAGAUGGUGAUGCAACGAUUUGGGAUCGUUUGAUAGUCAGUUAGGUUAUGGAACGGAGUCACAGGACAAUUCGUUACAGCUUUCCGGGGCCAUGUUGGGCCUGUUUAUCAAGUCAGUUGGUCUGCAGACAGUAGAUUGCUUUUGAGUGGCAGUAAAGACUCUACUCUCAAGGCAAAAAACCCUUGGCAUUCCUGCUCUUUACUGGAUAUGCUCCUCAGAUUCUUAAUCAGAAAGUUUGUUACUCUCACACACAGAUUUGGGAGAUCAGGACGAAAACGUUAAAACAAGAUCUUCCUGGUCAUGCAGACGAGGUUUUCGCGGUGGAUUGGAGUCCAGAUGGUGAGAAAGUAGUCUCUGGUGGUAAAGAUAGAGUUUUGAAGCUAUGGAAAGGUUAAAGAAAAAAAAGAGCAUUAUGGACCAUUUUUAAAUAUAAGAUGUUUUGGAGAUUUUUCUUUGUUUUAAAAUUUAUGAUGUUCACAUUUUAAUGCAAAAUUUAAAUUUAGUAAA
Messenger RNA from Raphanus sativus (radish), 1197 nucleotides. RefSeq names its product notchless protein homolog. Gene Ontology annotation, molecular function: protein binding. Gene Ontology annotation, cellular component: nucleolus. Lineage: Eukaryota; Viridiplantae; Streptophyta; Magnoliopsida; Brassicales; Brassicaceae. The record is from RefSeq and is a predicted model, not a curated record. The transcript is spliced from 6 exons. Gene Ontology annotation, biological process: ribosomal large subunit assembly. The coding region runs from base 58 to 552 and encodes 164 amino acids.